Aplysia californica (California sea hare) is the source of this 552-nucleotide messenger RNA. RefSeq names its product kinesin-like protein KIF13A. The record is from RefSeq and is a predicted model, not a curated record. NCBI's taxonomy places the organism in Eukaryota, Metazoa, Mollusca, Gastropoda, Aplysiida, Aplysiidae. Gene Ontology annotation, biological process: microtubule-based movement. Gene Ontology annotation, molecular function: microtubule motor activity; ATP binding; microtubule binding.
GUGUCUGGUGAGAAGGUGAGCAAACUGUCCUUGGUGGAUCUGGCCGGGAGUGAGAGAGCGCAGAAGACCGGGGCCAUGGGAGAACGACUGAAGGAAGGAAGCAACAUCAACAAGUCCUUGACCACCCUGGGUCUGGUCAUCUCCGCCCUGGCUGACCAGUCGGCUGGUGGGAAGAACAAGGCCAAGUUUGUCCCCUACAGGGACUCUGUGCUCACCUGGUUACUCAAGGACAACCUGGGCGGCAACAGUAAGACUGUGAUGGUGGCCACCAUCUCCCCGGCGGCGGACAACUACGAGGAAACGCUGUCGACCCUGCGCUACGCCGACCGGGCCAAGCGGAUCAUCAACCACGCUGUGGUCAACGAGGACCCCAACGCCCGCAUCAUCAGGGAGCUGAGGGAGGAGGUGGAGACCCUGAGGGUGCAGCUGAGUGAGGCUCAGAGCAUGAAGGCUCCGGACCUGGCAGAGAGGCUGGUGGAGUCUGAGAAGCUGAUGAAGGAGAUGUCCAAGACCUGGGAGGAAAAGCUGCAGGAGACCGAGAGAAUACACCAG